AUGCCACUGCAGAAUACUUGCGCAGUUGCGGACUCGGUAUAUAGCUUGUGCGUGUGCCCAGCUUCCUACCCAGCCCAGGUUCAACAAGCCUCGUUUAAUUUCUUGACUUUCUUGGUUCCGGCUCGGCGAAGCUUCAUCCACAAGAUGGCUAUCAGGACAGCAGGCGGGAACAGCGCGUUCCACAAUACCGUCAACGACUUCGCACACAUCGAAGAUCCCGCAGAACGCAGACGCCUUGCGCUCGCUGAAAUCGACAAGGCGCCCUUUGGCUGGUACCAUGUUCGCGCCAUUCUCGUGGCUGGAACUGGCUUCUUCACAGACAGCUAUGACAUCUUUUGCGUCUCUCUCUUGACCAUCAUGCUUGGCAUCGUCUACAAGCACGACAACAAGGGUGUCCUCCUUACUCCCCAAGACACCGCCAUCAAGCUCUCUACUUCGGCUGGUACUGUCCUCGGCCAGGUCGGCUUCGGCGCCCUCGCAGAUAUCGUCGGUCGCAAGAAGAUGUACGGUCUCGAGCUAAUUCUGAUCAUCGUUGCCACGCUCGCUCAGUCGCUCGUCGGCCCCGGUCCUGGCACAUCCGUUGUCGGUCUAAUCAUUUUCUGGCGUGUUUUGAUGGGUAUCGGUAUCGGCGGCGACUACCCUCUCUCUUCCAUCAUCACUUCUGAGUUUGCCACUACCAAAUGGAGAGGUGCUAUGAUGGGCGCUGUCUUCGCCAUGCAAGGUUUCGGCCAGCUCGGCGGUGCCAUCGUCAUGGUGUGCUUGACUGCUGGCUUCAAAUCCAAGCUGGACAAGGCUACCUCAUAUGCUACUUGCACUGGUGAAUGCCAGAUUGCAGUUGAUAAGAUGUGGCGCGCUUUGAUCGGUAUCGGUAUUGUCCCAGCUGUGUGCGCGCUCUACUUCCGCCUUACGAUUCCCGAAACUCCGAGGUACACCUUUGAUGUCGCUCGCGACAUCGAGAAAGCAAACGCCGACGUCAACCAAUUCGUUUCCGGCAGGAAGGGUGAAGGUGAGGUCGAUGACAUUGUUGCAGCUACCACUCGCCAAGCGUCUGUUGCUCAGCUCGAAAUCCCCAAGGCUUCUUUCUCCGACUUCUUCCGCUUCUACGGUAAACUCAGGAACGGCAAGAUUCUUUUCGGAACCGCCAUGUCGUGGCUCUUGCUUGACGUCGCCUUCUACGGUCUUGGCUUGAACUCUAGCACUGUCCUCCAGGCUAUUGGAUACGGCGGUGGUGAUACUGUAUACCACAAGCUUUACAACUUGGCCGCUGGAAACUGCAUCCUCAUCUGCGCUGGUGCGAUCCCCGGAUACUGGUUGGCUGUCGCAACCAUCGAUACCGUCGGACGCAAGAUUCUUCAGCUUGUUGGGUUCAUCAUGCUCACCAUUCUCUUCCUUAUCUGGGGAUUUGCCUACCAUCACCUCAGCGGCCAUGCCAUGCUCGCAAUUUACGUUCUUAUUCAGCUCUUCUUCAACUGGGGCCCGAACACUACAACCUUCAUUGUGCCUGGCGAGUGUUUUGUCACAAGGUACAGGUCCACAUCGCACGGUAUCUCAGCUGGAGCUGGAAAAAUUGGUUCUAUUAUUGCCCAGGGCGCCAUCUCUCCUCUCCGUACACGAGGUGCUACCGCAAAGAACGCUAACCCUUGGCUCAACCAUGUUAUGCAGAUCUUCUCUGCUUUCAUGUUUGCUGGUAUCUUUACCACUCUACUUAUCCCCGAAACUAAGAGGAAGACUCUGGAGGAUCUUUCUCAAGACUGGGAUUUAAGUGAAGAAUCCCAGUACAUGUCUGAGUCUAUUGAUGGAGCGCAUGAAGGCAAGUCAUCGCGCGAAGUCACUGCAUCGUGA
Ascochyta rabiei is the source of this 1842-nucleotide messenger RNA. Its product is annotated as acid phosphatase pho5. Gene Ontology annotation, molecular function: phosphate transmembrane transporter activity. Bases 1 to 1842 code for a protein of 613 amino acids. The transcript is spliced from 3 exons. Lineage: Eukaryota; Fungi; Ascomycota; Dothideomycetes; Pleosporales; Didymellaceae. The record is from RefSeq and is a predicted model, not a curated record. Gene Ontology annotation, cellular component: membrane. Gene Ontology annotation, biological process: transmembrane transport; phosphate ion transport.